CUUAAAACUUCAUCACAUUCGUAUUUUUUUAAAUCAUAUUCGAGUGUGUCGUAAGAGAGGAUAUCAAAUUUGGGGUAGACGUCUGCCACACAGUUGCAUCUCUGAGAUUGUAUUGCCGUAUUCAUUUUUGAAGCCAUGAAAAAGUUGGGAUCGUCAAUCCGGUCACAUUAGUUCAGGACAGUAAAGCUAGAAAGGAAAAUUGAACAUGGAAGCGAGCUCGGACUCUUCUUCCGUGCAUUGCGUGCCAGAUGCUAUAUAUGAAAGACAAACAAUUUGCCAUGGGCUUUAUGUGUCGUAAAAGCCAAAGCUAACAAGUUUAGUUCCGCAAGGAGGCAGGGGAGCAGGGAAUGGAGUUCCUUUGAUUUUAUUGAUUGUUAAGCCCAGUUCAUUUUAGUUUCAUCAACCAAAUUGCUAACGUUAAUUAAAGUUCGAUGUGUUCGUUGAUUUGUUUGUGGUGCGGGCUCCUUAUUAAACGAUGACAUGAAGAACAUGACAUCCUACGUUAUCUGUUUAAGAUGUCACUGGCCGUUUCGUUGCGCCGUGCCUUGCUGCUGCUACUCUCAGGAGCCAUUUUCAUACUGACUGUGCUGUACUGGAACCAGGGCGUGAUAAAGACGCAAUCGUACAAUGAAGCACAGCUACGUCCGCACAUCCAAAAGGAUCAUAGCUCGAUUCUCAUACCGUUGGAGAAGUCGUGGACUUAUAAGUGCGACAAUGACAGGUGCGUGCGCGUUAAUUAUCACAGGAAUGGAGCCAACGUGAAACGUGUGUCCUUCAUCAGCUGCUCAAUGACCUGCGGAGAUAUAAACAUUUGGCCACAUCCCACCUCCAAGUCGCAGGUCAGCAGUCACACGCUGCGCUUCUCCGUGGAGGAUUUGCAGCUACGGUUGGAUACGCCCCAUCACGAUGUACGCAGACGACUCAAAUUGGCCUUUGAUGUGCUUGUCCGGCAAUUGCGACAAAUACAGCGAUUGGAGUAUGCAUCGCCGCAUGCAGAAGCGAUGGCAUCCGCCAGCGAGCCCUCGGCCAAAUCCACAGACGCUGCUGAAUCGCCACUAGCUGGCGGGCUUUUCAGCUCCACUUUCGGUUCACAUCGGUCUGGUGAUCUGGAUAGUCUGCAUGUGAAGCUCUCCGUGCAUGAGUCAGACGAGCUCAACUUUAAUCUUGACAAUGAUGAGAGCUAUGAAUUAGUAACAAGUUUGGAUCAUCGGCGUUUGAUUGUGCACAUCAGGGCGAAGACAUUUUUUGGCGCACGUCACGGACUGUCGACGCUACAGCAGCUCAUUUGGUAUGACGAUGAGGAACGAUUGCUGCGCACCUAUGCCAGCUCAGUGGUCAAUGAUGCGCCCAAGUUUCGUUAUCGCGGCCUUAUGCUGGACACCUCUCGACACUUCUUUUCCGUGGAUGCAAUUAAGCGCACCAUUUCUGCCAUGGGCUUGGCCAAACUGAAUCGCUUUCAUUGGCACAUCACGGAUGCUCAAAGCUUCCCAUAUAUUUCGCGACAUUAUCCAGAGCUGGCUGAGCACGGUGCCUACUCGGACAGUGAAACAUACAGCGAACAGGAUGUGCGCGAGGUCAACGAAUAUGCCAAAAUUUUUGGCGUACAGGUGCUUCUGGAAAUCGAUGCACCUGCGCAUGCGGGCAACGGCUGGGACUGGGGACCCAAACGUGGCCUUGGCGAACUAUCGCUCUGCAUUAAUCAGCAGCCAUGGAGUUUUUAUUGCGGUGAACCGCCGUGUGGUCAACUAAACCCGAAGAAUAACCACACCUACCUCAUACUACAGCGCUUGUACGAAGAGUUUUUGCAGCUCACGGGACCCACAGAUAUAUUUCACCUGGGCGGCGAUGAAGUCAAUCUCGAUUGCUGGGCUCAGUACUUUAAUGAUACGGAUCUACGCGGUCUCUGGUGCGACUUUAUGCUACAAUCGAAUGCUAGACUGAAAGUGGCCAAUGGGAAUGUUGCACCCAAGCACGUGGUUGUCUGGUCGAGUGCGCUGACAAACACCAAGUGUCUUCCAAAUAGUCAAUUCGUGGUCCAGGUGUGGGGCGGCAGCACUUGGCAGGAGAACUAUGAUCUGCUGGACAAUGGCUACAAUAUAAUAUUCUCACAUGUGGAUGCUUGGUAUUUGGACUGUGGCUUUGGCAGCUGGCGAGCCACUGGCGAAGCCGCCUGCUCACCCUAUCGCACUUGGCAAAACGUAUACAAGCACCGUCCCUGGGAGCGAAUGCGUCUGGAUAAGAAGCGGCGAAAGCAGGUGCUGGGUGGCGAGGCUUGCCUAUGGACCGAACAAGUGGACGAGGGUCAACUGGAUAAUCGAUUGUGGCCACGUGUCGCAGCCCUGGCCGAACGUCUGUGGUCAGAUCCAAAUGACGAUCAUGACUUCGAUAUAGUGCCGCCAGAAGUAUUUCGGCGUAUCUCAGUGUUUAGAAAUCGCCUUGUCGAGCUGGGCAUCAAAGCCGAGGCGCUGUUUCCCAAGUACUGUGCGCAGAAUCCCGGCGAGUGCAUUUGAUAUUUUAUGUAAAAGUAAAAGGAAAGGUGCCCCUCCCCACUCUGUGCGUUAAUUAGUUAAUAGUGUAAUUGUUAUUUUUUAUUAUUAUUACAAUACAUAUUAAGCGUCCACUAAACCAAUGCAUUAAGAAGCGAACUAAGCGGACGAGGCGACACUCUUCAAGACAUUUUGCGACCAAGUGGUUUCCGGCUCCAGCAGCCACACGUAAUCACGAAUUUAAUUUUGAUGUAGUUACAAUUUUGUUCAAUUCUCUCGAGACAUACGCACACGCACAUACUCACACGCCAGUGCUGUCAAUUUAGCCUUUAUCGGACAGAUCCAAACAUUUUGUUAAGAAUAUGGAUUAAUAGGGAAAAAAUUGUUGAUCAGAUCUUCUGUUGUGUUUUUAUCCAUCUGUCUUAUUUUUACUAAAGGCAGCUGCCAGCACUGACUCCCACAUACGUAAAAGCCCACAAGAAAACAUGAUAAACGCUUUGUUUUCCCUUAAAUGUUUUGGCAAUUGAGUAAGGAGUAUUUGGUAAGUGAGACAGUGAUAGUUUUUAGCUAAUAUACAUUUAUAGGAAAUACGUAGAUUUCAUACACUCAGAUGCACACAACAGGUAUAUAAAGUAAAUACUUAGUAAGACAUUCGUAGCUUAGAGAACUAUGUUAAUCUGGCGAACAUGAGCAAAUUUUGAUAUUUUGAAAACUUUAUUCGCUAAUCAUGAAAUGCAAGACAGCAAAAACAUAAAACUUGACUUGUAUGCUCAGCUAUACAGACAUAUUGUGUGACAGCAAAUUGUUUAUGUUUCGUUUCGUAUUAGGAUUAUUUUAAAUUACAUUCUCAGUGAUACAAACAAUGUGACCUUAUGGAAAAAUAAAUAAAUAGGAAGCGGAAAAAAAAAACAAAAAUUAAAAUUAUAAAAAAUACACGAAACUCUUAGGGUUAACACACGCACACACACACACAUACAUCGUAAUUGUAACAACAUUGCACGCAUUGGCUCGAUAUUGACAACAACAUGAAAAAGAAAACCUAGUAAACUAAUAGCUAAUUUUUAAUAACAAUUGUAAUAAUUAUAGUAAAACUGCAACACAGUGCAACAAUUAAUUGACGACCCUAUUCUUUUUCUAUCUUUCGGCAUAUUUUGACAACAUCUUGACUCGACUCGACUCCAAUGAUUGCUGCACUGUGCUGGCAAAUCUGACCUAAUCUUAGUUGAUCCAAAUAAAUUAUGUUUAAGCUUAUUUUGUACUUAACAAAGAAUUUGCAAACUAUAAGAAUCAUGCGUUAGUUUUAAACAUUCUGCUGUAACUUCAAGUCACUUUUUCAACAAAAUAUAAAACGUCA
Drosophila hydei is the source of this 3840-nucleotide messenger RNA. RefSeq names its product probable beta-hexosaminidase fdl. Gene Ontology annotation, biological process: ganglioside catabolic process; carbohydrate metabolic process; glycosaminoglycan metabolic process. The record is from RefSeq and is a predicted model, not a curated record. Bases 516 to 2510 code for a protein of 664 amino acids. The transcript is spliced from 7 exons. Gene Ontology annotation, cellular component: membrane. NCBI's taxonomy places the organism in Eukaryota, Metazoa, Arthropoda, Insecta, Diptera, Drosophilidae. Gene Ontology annotation, molecular function: beta-N-acetylhexosaminidase activity.